Messenger RNA from Rhopalosiphum maidis (corn leaf aphid), 3001 nucleotides. RefSeq names its product zinc finger protein 331-like. Gene Ontology annotation, molecular function: DNA-binding transcription factor activity, RNA polymerase II-specific; RNA polymerase II transcription regulatory region sequence-specific DNA binding; zinc ion binding. The transcript has 10 exons. Gene Ontology annotation, cellular component: nucleus. Bases 1 to 2556 code for a protein of 851 amino acids. Gene Ontology annotation, biological process: regulation of transcription by RNA polymerase II. The record is from RefSeq and is a predicted model, not a curated record. Lineage: Eukaryota; Metazoa; Arthropoda; Insecta; Hemiptera; Aphididae.
AUGGCAACUGAUCUAGAACAUGACAGAUCUUCAACAACGACAUCAAAUACCUGUUUAAUUUGUGAUGGUAGCACAGGAGUGUCAGCUCGAAAUGCUAUCUCUAUAUUUCAGCACCGUGUAUCAUCUUCAGAUCGUACUGUAGUUAAGGUUAUUGAUGGUGUCCUUGGUAUAGUCCUCUCUUCUGAAGAUGUACAUUCUAUUGUUGUGUGCCGUCGAUGUUUCAAAAGUUUGAAUGAAGUGGAUGAACUUGAAGAUCGGUUAGCUGACAUCAAAUUAGAGCUUACCUCUCAAUAUCAACGUACACUAAAGAGUAAAUCUGAGGGUGUUGAUAUACAUACUAUAGACACUAUUGAUACAGAACAUGAAAUUGACACACCAAAACCAGUUAAAAAACGAGGUCGGCGUCCUAAGAUUAAGGAAGAAUCUAUUGAUGUCCAUAUUUCUAACGAAGACACAUUACAAGAUAAUAUUGAUAUCAAAGAGAUGGAAAAGCAGCAAAAGUGUUCAUCAGUAGAUAAUUUAAUAGAAAUGUUAGAAGAUGAUUGUAAAGACAAUAAUGAUGUUUCAAUUGAUAUUGAAGAAGAGUGCUCUCAAAAACUAAUUCAGCCUGCCGAUAUAAAACAAGAAGCUAUGAUUGGAGAUUUAGAAAAUAUUGAUGAAGAUGAUGAUCUAGAUGAUAGUGCAAUACUUGAUGACGAUGAUUCAGAUUAUGAAGGAAAUGAUGAUUGUAAAAAUGAUGGUGCUGAAUCUAGUAGUCCAAAAAAACAAAAAAUGACUAAAAAUACCCUAAAGAAAAAAACUCCUGAAAUUCUUAUACCGCAAAUGUUGGUUCAUCAUGAUGGAGAAAUUUACACUUGCCUGUUGUGCAGUGUAGAUAAUAAAUUUACUGCAGAUGCUAGAGGUAUAGUGGUUCAUGCAAAAAAUGUGCAUCAGAUUAAGUUAUUUAUUUGCGAUAUUUGUGGUCAAGAGUUCCUUAAAAGACCUGAACUGAUGAAACAUCUUGAACAUCAUGCAAAUAGUGAAGAUGGUAACUUUGUUUGUGACAUUUGCAGUCGAGUAUUUACCAAUGUGCGUAUGUUCAGGGUACAUAAAAAAAUGCAUAUGCCACAAUCUAAAAAUCAUACUUGUGAAACUUGUGGCCGACAAUUUGCAUCUCGGAACACAUUAGAAGAACAUAAUAAUACACAUACAGGAGUGCGUCCAUAUCGUUGUGAUAUAUGUGGUAAAGAUUUUACAUCCAAGUAUACAUUCAAAGCACAUGAAAAGGUACAUACCAAUCGUGAGAGAAACUUUACUUGUAUAAAUUGUGGUAAAGCUUUUCUUACUGAGCAAAAUCUGAUACAUCAUGAGCGAACACAUUCAGGGCUUAAAAAUUAUGUAUGCCAAAAAUGUGGCAAAGCUUUUGGUACUGCACGCAAUUUAGAAGUGCAUUAUGUUGUACAUACUGGGUACAAACCAUUUAUUUGUCGUAUGUGUGGCAAAGCAUUUGCUAGGAAAGCUGAGAUUAGGGAUCAUGAGCGUAUUCAUACUGGUGAAAAACCAUACCAGUGUGAAUUUUGUGGAGCAACAUUCAGUCAAAGAAGCAACUUGCAAUCUCAUAAACGAGCUACCCAUUAUGAUGAUAAGCGUUAUAAAUGUACAGAUUGUGGUAAAGGAUUUAAGAGACGUCGCUUAUUAGAUUAUCAUAUGAAGGCUGCACACACUGGAGAAAGGCCAUUUAAAUGUGAAGUUUGCCAAGCAUCAUUUAUCUACCCAGAACACUUUAAAAAACAUGCACGUAUUCAUACAGGAGAAAAACCUUAUUUAUGCGAAGUUUGUGGUAAAGCGUUCAACAGUAGAGAUAACAGAAAUGCUCAUCGUUUUGUACACAGUGACAAAAAGCCCUACGAAUGUUUAGUUUGUGGUGCUGGAUUUAUGCGAAAACCAUUGCUUUAUAAUCAUAUGACUCAAGCAGGACAUUUGAAUGAUACUAUUGUCGUUAAUCAACCACGGCUAGCAUCUAGUCCUGUAACCAUACAAGAAAUUCAAGAAGAUAUUCAAAUGCCAGGUACAGAUUCUGAAAUGGAAUUGGCUAUGGUGGUUGAUUCUGAUGGAAACCAAACAGCAUUGCGUGACAUGACUGAAGAAGAAAGAAAAUUGUUUGCGGGUGAAUUAAAAGAGCACAUACUUUUGCCAGGAAAACAAGAAGACCUUGGAAAUGAUUUAAAUUCUGUUGAGCAAAUACUUGUUGAUAAUAAAUUUCAAAUCCAAUACACAACGACUGACCAACAUGGUGAUGUUCAUACGAUGUUGAACAUGGAUCAUCAUGGGGAUGACGGUGAUGUGGAUGUUGGACACAUGGAGACUGUUACUGUAAGUGUUGGUGGACAAGAACAUCGUCAAUUAAUAGUGCCAGCCACUCGCCACAUUACAUUGAAUGAAAGUGAUGCUGCAGCAUUUGCUGAACAUGCUACUAUUAAUGGCGAAAAUGUUCAGAUAGUACAGAUUCAAAUACAGGACGAUGAUGGAGAAGACCAAAAACAUUGGUUUAAUAUUAUUCAACCACAACAAGGAUAACAAAAAAAAUUCUAAAUACUAUAACAUUUUAAUUAUUUAAGAUUAUGGUUAAGUAUGUAUUUUAAUUAUAUUACAGAUAUAUAUAUAUAUACAAUGAUGGACAGAAAACUAAUUUUUCAAGUCCUUAAUAUUUAUCUUCAUUUUAACUAAGUUUUAGCCUAUGCAAUAUAAUGAUUUUUAUUUUAUGUUCAUACUGUUAACAGUAAAUACGUUUUCUGUAUUUAUGAAUUUAAUUUAUUAAUCAUUAUAUAAUGGGAUUAUAGUUGGUUAACUUUAAGUUCAUUUUAAGAUUUUAUGUUAUUUUAAGAUGAACUUGACUUACUGUUGCACUUAAGAUUACCCUUUUGUGAUAUAACCUCCUGUACUUUCCUUAUUUUUAAUUGUAAUACAACUUAAAUGAUUUAGAAAUAAAGUUAUUUUGUUCAAUUUUAUACUAAUAAUAUUU